AUGAAGCUCACCGGUUUCUCUGCAGCGCUCGUUCUAGCGGGCUCUGCUGCGGCCUCUCCCCUCGUCCAUCGUGGUUUGCCCAAAUAUGGAGUUCCUGAAUCCUCAACUCCAUCAACCCCAGCGACCGAGCCGAGUAGCGCUGAUCCUACUCUCACACCUAUAGUUACACCAACGGUUACUCCUUCGCUCCCUCCUUAUGGCAUUCCUUCAGUUUCUCCCGGGUUGCCGGAAGUGAAACCAACCGGUGGAAUCCCACCCGUGUGCAGCUUCCCCACUGAGGAUAUCCCUGAUGGCACACCCGCCGAACUACCCGACGUGGAUGGCCUGGAUUCAGGCCUGCUUGCACAGCUUCUGCCCGGCGUUAUCUCUAUCAUCAACGGUCUGGGUUUGGGUGGCCUCGCCCCUGGCCUCCUCGGCCUCCUCAACCUCAAUAUUGUCACGAACAGCCUUGAAAUUGUGGACCUCGACGGCCUGCUUGGUGGUCUGCCAAUUCCCGAGAUCAGUGGCCUGAGCGUUAACCAAGUCACCAAGAUUGUCACUGGUCUGUUGACCAUCGUCAAAGUGCUCAAGCUCGACGAGAUCACAUCGUCUGGUGUUUUGCCACAGGUCGAGGGUAUCACCCCCGAGCUCCUCCAGGCCAUCCUCAACUUCGUCACUGCUCUCGUAGGCAAGCUGGGGCUCCAGUCAGUGUUCACAACCCUUCAUGUCGCUGCCACCAACGAUGUUCCAGACUUGUUGGUUGCGGGCGGCCUUCUCGCUCAGCUCGGCCCUGUGGUCGCUGGCCUCCUGAACAUUCUUGGCCUUGGUGCCCUCGCUCCUCUCCUUGUCACCCUGCUUAACUCUCUGAGCGCUGCUCUUUACAUGGGGAGAAUGCCUAAAUUAGCCGAAGCCGUCGUGGGGAACUGGACGAACGCGCCUCGCCUUUAUGAACUGUCCCAUUUUUGCGUGACCUGA
This is a messenger RNA of Histoplasma capsulatum G186AR, 954 nucleotides long. RefSeq lists its product as uncharacterized. The transcript has 2 exons. The record is from RefSeq and is a predicted model, not a curated record. NCBI's taxonomy places the organism in Eukaryota, Fungi, Ascomycota, Eurotiomycetes, Onygenales, Ajellomycetaceae. The coding region runs from base 1 to 954 and encodes 317 amino acids.